GAUGUUGAAUAUAUACAUUAAGGUAAGCUUAUUCCUUUUUAUAUCUAAAAUCCUCAUUCUUUUCUAACACAUUUUAAACAGAAAGCUGAUUUUUUACAAAGCUGGACUUCCAGGCGUUUUUUAAUCCAACACAGCUGUACUGCUGAGUAGUGGUCUGGUAGUAGUGUAAGUGUUGGGCGUGAAAGAGAAAGAAAUAUCAAGCAAUAUUUUUUUGACCUAAUUAAAAUUUUUUCACAGGGAUUACAGUAAAGCACAUAUCAUGCUUUCUGUCUGUGAUGAGAAUGUGAGUUUGCCGUAAGAUCAAAUCUGUAGCCAUUUGCAGCUUUUAAACUACUGUAAAUUUUGGAAACAGUGUGAUGUUACUGUGAAGUAACAUACGCACAUUGACUAAAUUAUUGGUACCCUUACAUUUAAGAAAGAAAAACCCUGAAAAUUGACUAAUGAAAAUCAGACAUUGCUUUUGAAUUGUGGUUCAACAUCUGCAUUAAAAAAUGAUAAUAUGAUAAUGAUAAAAUGAUGGUACUCUUAACUUAAUAUUUUGUUGCACAACCUUUUGAGGCAAUCACUGCAAUCAAGCAAUUUCUGUAACUUUCAGUGAGACUUCUGGACCUGUCGACAGGUAUUUUGGCCCACUCCUUCUGAGCAAACUGCUCCAACUGUCUCAGGUUUGAAGGAUGCCUUCACCAGACUGCAUGUUUUAGCUCUUUCCACAAAUGUUCAAUAGCGUUUAGAUCAGGGCUCAUAGAAGGCUGCUUAAGAAUAGUCCAGUGUUUUGUUCUUAAUCACUCUUGAGUGUUUUUUAGCUGUGUGUUUUGGGUCAUUAUCCUGUUGACCCAUGACCUGUGUCUGAAACCAAGCUUUCUGACACUGGGCAGCACAUUUCGCUGCAGAUUGCUUUAAUAGUCUUGAGAUUUCAUUGUACCCUGCACAGAUUCAAGACAGCCUGUGCCAGAUGCAGCAAAGCAGCCCCAGAACAUAACCAAGUUUCCUCCAUGUUCACAGAGAAGCUGAAGGAGGUUUGUUACCUACGAGACAACAAAGGAGAGCUGAUAGAAGAGCUCACCACCAUGAUUCUGCAGACAAUUAUCUGCAAGAAUAGAGAUCUAUCUGAGAUGCAUACAGAGUGUAAUUUGGAGCCACCACCUGAUCAAAACCGUAAUUCCCAAUCAGCCUUCUCACAUCUCACUGAAGAAAUUUUGGCCCAGCAUGAUAAAACUGAGCAGAGUUCCAUGCUCUGCACCCAGGGGCUAAAGAAGGAUGAAGUUCCUGCUGUUGCAAGCUGGAAUCAGAAUAUGGACUGGAUGGAAAACUCCUGUGCAUCCUCAGUGCUACAGAGUCCAGAUGGAAAUUGGUUUGCCCUGCAGAGUACCCAACUGCCUCGGCUGAGCCUACCGACCAAGCGUGAGAACCUGAUGUUCAAUGCCCUGGAGAAAGAAUCUGGUGUGAUCUCAGCCUAUGAUGGAAUUGCCUCUGACACUGAGUCAGACUCUGAUGGAGCAUGGGGUGCUGCCCGGGGGGAGAUUCACCGCAAACUGUGCACCAGCAACCUGUUAUAUGACCGUCAUGCCACCAGCUCCAAACCAGCUAUAAAAUCACCCACAAAAUAUGCUUCUGACCAACCACAAAGUGACAGUGACCAGAACAACCCUGUGCCCCAAAUCUAUAACCCAACACUUCCCCUCCUGAAGAGGACGGUGUCUCUAGAGGACAGGCACCUACCUUGCCAAUGCCAUAGUGUUAUGGGUGUUACCACUAACCCUUAUGGUGGAGAAAGUAGUGAGGAUGGCUUAGAGGACAACAGGGUCAAGAGGACACGACGGAGGAGAAGAAAUAAACGUGAGGCUACAGAGGGGAAAGGCUUGAGAGUAUGCAGUGGGGAAAGGCCAUCUUUAUCUGAACCUCAGGAUUACGGCAGGAUGCUGUUGAAUUACCUGUUGAAAUGCCAGAGCAAGAGGCAGAGUGUCUCAGAGAUUCCAAGUGAUGAGACUAUGAAUGCAGACACGCCAGACUCUGUGACACCAGACAUUUUGAAAUCUGGGGCCAUGACUCCUGAUGCUUUUACACCUGAUGCAGAAGACCCCCUCACUGAGCAUCAUGUUCUGAGUGGUACUUCAGAUCAGCAGCUGACAUCCAAAUUGAGCGAACUGGCCAAUCAUGUCAAUGGAACACAGCUCCCAUUAACCAGGAAUGGGAUUGAUGGAGUAGUAGAGCCUGUAGAUGAGGGAAAGGAAGUGCGAGAGGGGGGAAAGAAAGAAGAGAGGGACAAAGAGAGAAGAGAAUCCUUAAGUGAUAUGGUGGUGGAUGUCAGGCAGAAAAACUCGGAGAUAAAAGAGGAUGAAGAUCACAAAGUAGGCAAAGGAUUAACAGAUGUAGAAGUUAAUGAGAUAGAGACCAAAACAUUAAUGAAUUUAGAAACCCAAAGCACAAAUAUGAUUGAUAAUUUGCACAAUGAAAUUUUACAAGAGACAGUAGUGAAACAAAGUGCACCUGAGACAGACGGAACUGCCAGAAUGUCACUGGAAGAGUGCUUUGAUUAUCAAGCUGAGAUGGAUCGAGAACCCGAAGAGCAUAUAGAGAGAGAAUUAAAUACCACUUAUAAAAUUGACUCAGACGGACUGAUUAAAACUACUGAAGACAAAGCAAGUUAUUUGAGUAAGAGAAUGCUUGUAGAUCAGAAUGUUGAACAGGAAACGAAAGACAGGUCAGAAAGUAAAGGGGGAGAUGAUAGUGAGCCUGAACCUGUAAAAAAUCCAGACAGUAUAAAGAAUGAGGAACAUAAGGAACCAGAGGCAAAAUGUCUUUUGGAGACAACUGUAGAAAGCUGUGAAAAAAGUGAAAAAGACGAGAGUCAAGAGUGUAGGAAGCAGAAAAAAGACACUGAAUAUGAAGCUGAAAGUAAAAAAGACAAUCUGGACAAUACUGGAAGUGAAAACAGAAUGAACAAUGAGAAAGAAAGCCUAACAUUCAGUCAGGAUAAUCUUGAUUUUGUCGAGGAAGAGAACUCAGAAUAUAAGCAAAUGACUGAGAAUGUGGUAACAGGUUUAAAUAUUAUGGAAGAGGAAACAGAGGCACAAAUCAGCAAUACAUCAUACAGCAUAUCGGAUUUAACUGAUGAUUCUUGUAAGGAGAUGGAGGAAAAAAUGGGAAAACAAAUAGAACAAAAUCAGAUGACACAGGAUAAUGAAAUGGGAUUCCAUAAUGAGAGAAUAGACAGGGAUGAACAAAUGCAAGAGGAUGAUAUGGAAAAUGAGAGUAACUUUGUUGGUAAAACAGAAGAGCAUAGUUGUGUAGCAGAAGCAGAACAGUGUAAUGACCACACACUCAAGGACGUUCUGGACUACACUACUUCUGGUCAGGAAGAAUUUCUCUCUGCAGAGGAUGUCUACAAGGAUGAGCACUUAGAAAAAGACCUGCAGUUUAUCUUCACUCUGCUACAGCAGAAGUAUUCGGCUGCAUCUCUGCGCAGUAUCACCAGUGAGGUGCUGAAGGUUCUCAAUGCUACUGAAGAUCUUAUCCAGGGGGCCAUGGGUCUUAGCCAGUCAGAGUCCUGGGAUCGACCUGCCUUUUCUCCUACUCAGAGCAGGAGACUGGAUGAGCAGCUCAGCAGAAUAGAGGAAAAUGUUUAUGUAGCUGCUAGUGCCGUAUUUGGACUGGAGGCUGAACUGGGAGAUCUUGAGGAGUGUGCACGCAGCAUCAGUGGAGAUACCACAGAGGAAGAACUCUCUCAUCUGGAGGAACAGGUGGCUUCAGCUGCUGCUCAAGUACAGCAGUCCGAGCUCCAGGUGACAGACAUUGCAGCAAGAAUUGCAGCUCUGAAAAGUGCUGGCCUUAAUGUAGCACCACAGACGCGUUUUGCCAAGCCACAAACCAUAGAUUCAUCUCGCCAGCGCCGCCGCCGCCUGCCUGCACCUCCAAUGCAAGGUAAAAAGAUGUAGUGAGGCCGGAACUCAGGAAGCAUCACUUUACAGCCAAACAAGCAGAACCUCUGUGCCUUUAAUCAGUGAAUUACAGGCCCAAACAACCUUUUCUGUUAACCAUAACCAAAAUCAUGCACUGCAAAACUGAUCACUAGGAACUGGAAGACAGCAUUACUGUGGGAUUUUUUUUAAAAAAAUGGCCAAAAUGUAAAAGAAGAUGAAAAAUCACUAUUAUGUGUACAAUUAAAUAUAUUACAGUAGGUUAUUUAUGCUCUAUGCACUUACAUGAGAUAUGUGCUUGAUCGUUUGCCAUAGGCAUUUGGAAGAUUCUACGCUGAACUUAUGGCUCAGUUUUGUUUUCAAGUUGACAUUAUUACCUUUGUUGUGAAAAUCUAAAGUCUAUUCAUUUUAUUUCAACUCAUUCAUCAAGAAACAUAAAAGCACAUAAAGCCAGUCUAAAUUUUGUUUUUCAUAUCACUAUUUCUCAGAGCAUUGUUAACAAGCAUCCUAAGCAUUUCUGUCCCAUUUGCUCUUGUUUAUUCCUCUAGUAAAGCAUUCCGGAGAAAUAAAUUUACAAGAAUCACAUACAGGAAUCAUAGAUACAAAUAAAAAUGUGUAGAUAUUUAGUAUGGAUUAAAAUUCUUUAUGUAAUAUCAUAUCAGUGUUGCAUGUUUUUUCAUGUUGCUUGUAGCACUAAGUAUCUAGAAAUUAGAAAAUAGUGUGUAUACACACACACACACAGUGGAAGAGAAUUUCCUAUUUUUACAUUUAUAAAAAAAAAUUCUAUGUAGUGCAAAUAUUUUUUUUGCAUAUAUUUGAUUUGUCAGCAUUUGUUUAGAACAAUAAAAAAAACAGUUGACAGGAGACAUAGUAAAUGUUCUGAGGUAUGUUUAAUGUCCAGUUUCUUU
Messenger RNA from Hemibagrus wyckioides, 4825 nucleotides. RefSeq names its product myosin VIIA and Rab interacting protein a (gene myripa). Gene Ontology annotation, biological process: intracellular protein transport. The transcript is spliced from 12 exons. Gene Ontology annotation, molecular function: myosin binding; small GTPase binding; actin binding. NCBI's taxonomy places the organism in Eukaryota, Metazoa, Chordata, Actinopteri, Siluriformes, Bagridae. The record is from RefSeq and is a predicted model, not a curated record. Gene Ontology annotation, cellular component: cortical actin cytoskeleton. The coding region runs from base 993 to 3935 and encodes 980 amino acids.